AUGAUGGGCGGUUUUGGUGGCUGGGGACGCCCGCCGAUGUUUGGCGGUUUUGGUGGCUGGGGACGCCCGCCAAUGUUUGGUGGUUGGGGACGCCCUCCGAUGUUUGGUGGUUGGGGACGCCCUCCGAUGUUUGGUGGUUGGGGACGCCCUCCGUUCUUUGGUGGAGGCUUCGGUCGUCCGCCGUGGAUGCCAGGUGGUGGUCCCGGAAGUGGUCCUCCGAUUGGAGCCGGUGUGCUGCCGGCAGGCGCGAUGGCAAGAGGUUGA
Molecule: messenger RNA, 264 nt
Organism: Cooperia oncophora
Lineage: Eukaryota; Metazoa; Nematoda; Chromadorea; Rhabditida; Trichostrongylidae
Source: the annotation of a GenBank genome assembly